CAACUGAGCCUCAUUUUUUUUCUAACAGUCAUAUCACAUUCUCUCGCCAUUAUAACAUUUCUAAAACGACCUUCGGCGAUUGAAUUGUUAACGAGUAGAGAUCCUUUCGCCUGCAAUGAAACUUUAUUUGACACAGAUACCUGCCAAAAUGUAACUUACGAUUAUUUCUGCACGCUUAACAAAUCUACCCAGGACUGGUUUUAUGAGCUUUACAGAGAGUCAAUGUCGGACACACAGCAUACACGGAAGGAGAUCAGGACACUGGGUGAGACAGAGAGACAGGAAUACAUUGAUGCUGUACUGGCCCUGAAAAAAGACACGACCAUAUGGCCCAACAAAUAUGACGCAAUUGCAAUGAUUCACACCAACCAGACUAUUUGCUCCAUUCAUAGAGGGAGCAACUUUUUAGGAUGGCACAGAGUUUUUCUUCUCAUAUUUGAAUCAGCUCUUCGUCAGAAAAACAAAAAGGUGGCUCUACCGUAUUGGGAUUCCCUACUAGACAACUACAUGGACAACAACCCGACUCCUUCAGAGUCUAUUAUCUUUACGAAUGAAUUUUUGGGAAAUGGUAAAGGUAUUGUGCGAACAGGCCCAUUCAAAUUUUGGAAAGAUGUCAAUAACUGCACACUUCGGAGAAAUCUGAAUUUUAAUAACUCCGGUACUUUAAUGACACACAGCACUAUCGAUAUGAUCAUGAAUGACUUGUCUGUACAUCACAUGAAACAAAUAGUUUAUAACAAGGAAAACAAUACCCACACAUUGGAAGGACAACACAACAUUGUUCACGAUUGGGUGGGCGGUAUGAUGUCCAUUUUGGACGAUUCUCCUCGUGAUCCCGUCUUUUUUCUCCACCAUGCUUACAUCGACUAUAUAUGGAGCAAAUUUAUUCAGAAACAAACGGCUAUGAAAGUUGAAGAAGAAUAUGAAAUUGUUGGGGAUGACAUCAAACGUCAUUAUCCUAACCGCACGAUGGAUUGUUUCUAUUGGAUGAGAAAUGUGGACGGCCUUAAAGCAAGUCUUGCAGCAAAUGUUCGUUACGAAGAUUCACCUACAUGUCCGGAUUGUGGUCAGUCUAAAUACCUGAAAUGUGAUAGGAAUCUUAAUAGAUGCGUUCCAAGUGAUAAGUUUACAACGGCUGGAAAAGAUAGUGUUCACAUGACAUUUUUCACACCCAUUCUGUUUUCUUUAUUUCUUUAUUUUAUUUCACUACUUAUAUAAUAUCAUGGGUAAUUACUUUGUAUCUUUUUUAUGUCACAAAUAUACUCGCUGUCAUAUUGUCCAA
Messenger RNA from Saccostrea echinata, 1282 nucleotides. Its product is annotated as tyrosinase-like protein 2. Gene Ontology annotation, molecular function: oxidoreductase activity. NCBI's taxonomy places the organism in Eukaryota, Metazoa, Mollusca, Bivalvia, Ostreida, Ostreidae. Bases 223 to 1218 code for a protein of 331 amino acids. The transcript has 3 exons. The record is from RefSeq and is a predicted model, not a curated record.